This is a messenger RNA of Pseudogymnoascus verrucosus, 3486 nucleotides long. RefSeq lists its product as uncharacterized. The transcript has 2 exons. The record is from RefSeq and is a predicted model, not a curated record. The coding region runs from base 588 to 3134 and encodes 848 amino acids. Lineage: Eukaryota; Fungi; Ascomycota; Leotiomycetes; Thelebolales; Thelebolaceae.
UGCAAUUGGGGGGGUUGAAGGGCGGCAUUUGUUAUUGAUAUCGGUAUGGCGUUUUCGGUUGGGGUUGAUAGAAGUUGGGUAUUGGUAUACUCUUUGGGUAGUAUGGUUAAUUUAAGGUUGGUUCAGCGGCUGAAACCACUUCUUAUUCCCUCGAGGUUCUAUAGCAUUCGUGCUAUUCUAUAUAUUUCUUUCCCCGCAGCCGAAGUCUAUAUAAUUCGACAGUGCUUUUGCGUCCUGGGCACUUCAGACUACCUUCUUACCUUUUCAACAAUCUGCUAAACUCACUCUUGUCACCUUCAUACUCUUGACACGCCUCGAUCUUACCUCUCACUUCUUGCUUCCUAAGAUCUUCAGGCUACCUUUUCAAUAACACUCUCGAUUCAUCCUCCUCACAUUUACAUUUUCGGCGGGCCUCGAUCUUGUCUCGAUCUUUUACUUUCACAUCACUUCUGGCUACCUUUUCAGCAAACCUCCCCAUGCUCCUCGCCGCCUUGCACCUUUAACAAACCUCGAUCUUCACUUGACAUACUAUCUAUUUUGUCAACUUAUAUCAGCUCACCACAUCAUCAGAGCCUCAAACCUUGAAGAUGGCAUCCGAAUCACCACCGCCACAAUCGCAGAAGGGAGCAUCCGAAUCGCCACCACCACCGCCACAGUCACUGAAGGGAGAACUAUGGGAUACAGUUCCAAAUACCCUUCUUGCCCGCGAAGCCAUCAAGCGAGUCGAUCUUAAGGAAUGUAAUCUUACAGACGACGCCAUCAUGAAGAUUCUCGUCAACAAGAGCGAAAGGACCAUCACCGGCGCCAAUAUCUGGAGAUUCAACGAAAAUGUAUUCCUAAAGGGUGGGUAUCUCAAAUCCAGGCACAAAGGAAGAGGCGCGCCGGCACUGGCACCGGAUGGAACUGUUAUGACUGUGCUCGCUGGCGCACAUCGUACUACGAAGAUCCUUCUACACGGUGGAGAUCUCAGCUUGCCUGUUGGAGAAUGGACCAUCGAGAACUAUCAGGCCAGGAGUGACCACCCUAACUACAACGAGUGGCUUUCCAAGAUCAAAUGGACGACUGCUGAUGCACUGCGUGCGGGCAUUCCUUUGGCAUCCAUUAACGCUACAGUGACCAUUCCGGCCAAGCAUGUGCAGCAAACUCCAAGUGAGCCGGAAAAGAAUUCAGACGCUCUUCGGGAGAAGAAGGAAGAUAGCCCCCAACUCAACAACACCGAUGGUCUCAGAAAUGAAGUUCAGCCCGACAACACUAACGAUUCCAUGAAUCAAAGUCAAGAGAACAGAACUGCUUCUCAUUCGGUGACGCCGCCAGAAACUCCUUUGGAAGAAACCCCUUCUGAGUAUGCCACGUUACCUUCUACCUAUUCAGAGAUCACGACAUUAAACUCUGCAACUCCAGAGCCUUCUCCAGGAGCGAACCGUUCGGAAGUUUAUGCUUCAGAGCCCGUUGCUUUCAAGCCCGCUGCUUCAGAAUCCGUGACUUCGGAGCUUCCCAUUGCAGAGCUUGCUCCUUCGGAGCCUACCAUUUCAGGGCCUGUUACUUCGCAACUUAUUACUCUAAAGCCUGUCACUCCACAGACUGCUACUUCAGAGCUCGCAGUUUCCAAGCCCACGGUUUCCGAGCCCGUAGUUUCCGACCCCGCGGCUUCAGAGCCUGCAGAAUCAGACCUUGCUGCUUCUGAACCAGCAACUUUAGAGCCCGUUGUUUCAGAGACUGCCACUUCACGUCUUUCUGUUUCGAAGCUCGUUUCUUCAGAACCCGCAGCUUCAGAUCCCGCCGCUUCUGAGCCCAUUGCCUCGGAGUCUACUACCUUCGAGUCCGCAACUCUAGAGCUGGUGACUUCCGAGCCCGUUGUUUCAAAGCCUACAGUUUCAGAGUCCGGUGCUCUACAGCCUGUUACUCCGGAGUUCACUAUUCCAGAGCCUACUACCGUAGAAAGAAGUGCUUCAGAACCCGUUACUACUAGGCCAACAGCUUCAGAGCCUGAGCCCGCUGCUCUAGAACUCGUUGCCUCAAAGCGCGCUGCUUCAGAACCGAUUCCUUUAGAGUCUUUUGCUUCCAUUAGCAUCGGAUCUAAAAUAAAUUCCCCAGAGGUUCCAAAACCCAGUAUCAUGCAGAGCCAGGCGCCAGCUUCAGUUCAGAAGCAAUCUGCUUCACCAGAUCCAGCUUUGAUGAAGACGGGACCUAAAUCUACUGUGGGAUUGGGCAUUGAUACAGGUUCGAUAGAGCAAACAACCCCAAAACAUUCCGUAUCAAUGUUUCGUCAACAGUCCAACCCGAGACAGCGCUCGUUGGAGAUUCCGGAAACACCACCACCAUCGGCUCACCAUCCUGUGAAUUCGGAGACUCACAUGCCUCGAGAGCGAACUCCGGCCAUUUCACCGGAGGCUAGCGGAAUGAAAAACAACCAUGCCACCAGGUCUACUGAGAGAUCUAAUUUACAUUCUCAUGCAACUACUCAGCCUGCUUCUGUAACUAAUCAAGAAACCUUGUCUCGAACCCCGCCGCCGACGCCAGCCUCAAAUGGUCCUUUAAAGCGGAAGGCGACCGAACCACUUGACCGAUUGCUUACCUUCUACGUCGGUGAUGGCAAGCCAGAAGACAUGGAAACUUUCAACUUCAGCGAACACAAGCUGGGUGAAAACGCACCUGAGUUCUAUGAACAGUUUAAGGGCACCGGCAGACGCGUCAAGAAUGCCAAUGGCCUUGUGUACGACAUCGUCGAGCAACCGAAACUAUUCGAAGCUAUGUUGCACUGGAUCGACAAGAGAAAGGUGAUGACGAGACCAUAUUUCGCACCUUACGAUCUGGAGUGUUAUUACCUCGACCUCUAUGUCGCAGCAGUGAACUACGAGCUUCCUGGCUUGUGCAAUGCUGUCAUCGACAAGCUCUAUGAUUGGCACAGAAACAGUAUCGUCCAGUUUCAGAUGAUUGACAAGGUGUAUCUGAUAACUCAACCUGGAGAUGGACUGCGAAGGUUUCACUUUGGUUGUAUGAUGGGUCUGACCACAGAGGAAUUCGAGAACACUUCUAUCGAACAGACUGGGGUGGUGAUAGAUCUGUUUGCGGUGUCAAAGGCGAAUUGGGGUGGCAUGAAGGCCAAGGAAGCUUACCAUGAUUCCCUGAGAUAGUGGGGAUAUUCUUCUCUCGCUAGAUGGCUGCUAUAUUGCAUUGCAACUCGCUGGAUGGGGGUCGAUCUUUCCAAACUGCGGCGCGCUCAACUAUCAGUUCGCAUUUCGUUUUCAUUUAGUCAUAAUGGAGUUUUCAAGUAUAUUAUAUCGAGGGACAUUCAGGCACUAAUCAAGAGAAAAGGGGUUUGGGUGUCGGUUCUCGGGGCAGUUUAAGAGCAACGUUUACUUUCAGUUAAGCAUCGUGGGUGGAGCAACGCAAAAUAUGGCCUUUUCAAGUAUAUAUAUAUUGGGCAAGCACAUGCUUUUGUUGAUCCAUAGUAUAUUUAUUUGAAUGGGAUCUAUAAAUUUCUCG